Messenger RNA from Paramecium primaurelia, 600 nucleotides. Lineage: Eukaryota; Ciliophora; Oligohymenophorea; Peniculida; Parameciidae. The record is from the annotation of a GenBank genome assembly.
AUGAGAAUAGGCCCAAUAAAGAUAAAACUUAAACCAUUACUUGUUUAUACCCCAUUAAUAUGUGCUCCCUUAGCCUUAUUUAAUUGGUAUGAAUAUAGAAAAUUGAAUCUUGAGUUUAAGUUAAAGGAGGAUGAAAUAGUUCUUUAAGCUCAAUUAAAAGCAAAUAAAAUAUCAGAAAAAUCAUUUCCAACUGUAUAUUUUGAUCCUUUUAAUCAAUUUUUUAUGGAAAUGAAUGAUUUAGAAGGUUAAAUAAAAAUAUUUGUAUUUUCUGAUUAAUCAACAUAUAGAAGGUAGAUAUAUAUAAUAUUUAAUUUUAGAAUUCAUUCUACUUUAUAAAGUCAUCUAAAUAGAUUUCAAGUAAAUUACUUCAACAUUGUUACACAGAAACAAUUUGAUUCUAAUAUAGGUGUAAGUAAUUAAAAAUCAACUCAAAUACUCACAAUUGAAGAACAGAUUGAAAAUUAAAUGAUAGUUACAUAUAAUAAUGAGAUUAUAUUUUCGGAUAAGAUUAUGGAAAGAAAUGAUAAAUAAGUGUAAGUAAUUGAAAGAUAGAUAUCAAAAAUGAUUGAAAAGGAAUUUUUGAAUAAAAUAAAAUUUUGA